AUGGUUCGAAUCACGUCUCCUCGAGGUGUCGCCAUUCGACGUGCCCAAGGGGACCCCAUUCGCGAUAGGAUCGAGCGCAUUACCGCCGAUUUCAAGGAGAUCGAGGCAUUUCUCCCGAUUGAAUUAUCUGUCCGGCGAAGAAAAAGACUUGAGGACUUUCUCAAAUUGGAGCUCAAUUCUCUCCGUGAGGAGCCGUUUGGGGUUUAUAACCAGGAAGAAAAAGUCGAUUAUAUUCUGAUUCGGAAUCAUCUGGAAAGACAACUUCGUGGACUGGAACUCAAAGCCAAACAAGAUGAGAAAACUGCCCCGCUGUUGCCCUUUGCAAACGCGUUGGUGGAUCUCUGCGAGGCUCGUUCCACGGUCAUCCCAAUAAAUCCAAAGGAUGCUGCACAAAGGCUGUUCGAGUCUGAAUCCACAAUCACAUCCGUUAUAGAGAAAGUCAAAGCACGGGCGGAUGAUGUGUCUGUCGCGAAAGACAGCGCUUUUCGAGCAGCGAACCACAUCAUAUCCCUGCAAGCCCAUUUAAAGGAAUGGUUUGGGUUCUACUCGGGAUAUGACCCGACAUUCAACUGGUGGGUAUCGCAUCCAUACGGAGUGAUAGACAAGAGCCUGGAGAAGGCUGCAGAUACAAUUAAAGCAGUCUUAAUCGGCAUUCAACCGGGCGAUGAGGAUGCAAUAGUUGGGCAGCCGAUUGGGCGUGAUGGGCUACUCGCCGAGCUGACAGCCGAGAUGAUUCCAUACACACCAGAAGAGAUUAUCUCCAUCGGCGAAAAGGAAUUUGACUGGUGCAUCGUUGAGAUGAAAAAGGCGGCGCAAAGUAUGGGAUUCAAAGACGACUGGAAGAAAGCCCUAGAGGAAGUCAAGAAUGAUUUCGUUGAGCCGGGCCAGCAACCCCAGCUUGUGCGGGAUCUCGUACAAGAAGCCGUGUCGUUUGUUGAGGAUCACGACCUCGUCACAGUCCCCGAAAUUGCAAAGGAUAGUUGGCAAAUGUUCAUGAUGUCCCCGGACAGACAAAAGGUGAAUCCUUUUUUCCUGGGGGGAGAUUGCAUCAUCGUGUCUUAUCCAACCGAGACCAUGGAUCAUGAAGCCAAGUUGAUGAGCCUGCGCGGAAACAACAUUCAUUUCUCGCGAGCUACAGUCUUCCAUGAAAUGAUCCCUGGUCACCACUUGCAGAUGUAUAUGAAUGCAAGACACAGACCAUAUCGUCGCUUGUUCGACACGCCAUUCUGGAUUGAAGGAUGGUCCUUAUACUGGGAAUUCCUGCUCUGGAACGACGAGCGAUGGAUCAAAACACCCCAGAAUCGCGUCGGCAUGUUAUGGUGGCGACUUCAUCGAUGCGCCCGGAUCAUAUUCUCCGUCAAUUUUCAUCUUGGCCGAAUGACCCCGCAAGAGUGCAUUGAUUUUCUUGUGGGAGAUGUUGGACACGAGCGCGCUACAGCUGAGGGCGAAGUCCGGCGGUCAUUCAACGGUGACUACUCGCCACUGUACCAGGCGGGCUACAUGUUAGGAGCAUUGCAGAUAUAUGCUUUGCGGGGGGAGAUGCUGGAUACCCGAUGUAUGCCAGAAAAAGAGUUCCAUGACCAGUUUCUGAGGGGUAAUCGGAUGCCAAUUGAGAUGGUACGGGCGCUGAUGCAAGACAAGCCCCUUGCUAGAGAUUUCAAGCCGUCUUGGCGCUUUUACUCUUAG
Messenger RNA from Penicillium canariense, 1686 nucleotides. RefSeq lists its product as uncharacterized. The transcript has a single exon. NCBI's taxonomy places the organism in Eukaryota, Fungi, Ascomycota, Eurotiomycetes, Eurotiales, Aspergillaceae. The record is from RefSeq and is a predicted model, not a curated record. Bases 1 to 1686 code for a protein of 561 amino acids.